CACAUACCUCAUAUGAGUAAGCCAACACAGAGCCAAUCUGCUAUGCGAGCAAGGCAGCAAUCUGUCAUGGCGUCGACCACCGUGAAAGCUGGACCUCGGUGGGCAAUCCUGCUAGCGCUUCUCCUCCCCUUGCUGUCUUCCCAGGUCUACGGCCAUGGCGGGGGCGACGACACCGACUCCGGUGAUCAGCCGGUCAACCUGCGCGCUAAGGGCUUGGUCGCCGUCAAGAUAUGGUGCCUCGUGAUCCUCCUUGUCAGCACCUUCGCCGGCGGUGUGUCGCCCUACUUCUUCCGGUGGAACGAGAGCUUCCUGCUGAUGGGGACCCAGUUCGCCGGAGGCGUCUUCUUGGGCACCUCCCUCAUGCACUUCCUGGCCGACGCCAGCAGCACCUUCAUGGACCGCACGUCCAACCCCUACCCUUUCGCCUUCAUGCUCGCCUCCGCCGGCUACCUGCUCACCAUGCUCGGCGACUGCAUCAUCGUCACGUUGACUCGGGGCGGGACGAAGGAGGCGAAAGUGGAGGCUGAGAGAGGGGGGGACUCUGACGGCCACAGGAACGAGGACGACCCCCAUCUCCAUCCGUCUUUCCUCAGGACCACAUCCUUCGGAGACACACUGCUCCUCAUCCUCGCGCUUUGUUUCCACUCUGUGUUCGAGGGGAUAGCCAUCGGAGUCUCAGACACAAAGGGCAGCGCAUGGAGGAACCUGUGGACGAUCAGUCUGCAUAAGAUCUUCGCCGCUAUCGCCAUGGGAAUUGCACUGCUGAGGAUGUUACCCAAGAGGCCGUUCCUGACGACGGUGGCCUACUCGCUGGCCUUCGCCAUAUCAAGCCCCGUGGGAGUCGGCAUCGGGAUCGCCAUCGACGCCACGACGGAGGGAUCAACGGCGGACUGGAUAUACUGCAUCUCCAUGGGUCUCGCCUGCGGCGUGUUCAUCUACGUGGCCGUCAACCACCUCAUAGCCAAGGGAUUCAAGCCGUACAAGCCAAGUUCCUUGGACACUCCCUUCUUCAAGUUCUUGGCGGUGCUCGCAGGGGUUGGAGUGAUAGCUGUGGUGAUGAUUUGGGAUUAAUCAUGGCGUGUUCGUGUUGUGGUCUCCGUGUUUGUAUGUUUUCCUCUCACCGUUGGUUUCUUUGUGUUCGCUCAGCUUUAUUGCUCGUUCGUCUGUGCUCAUUUCCUCCUAUGAUAAUGAUUCUCUGAAUUGUGGAUUCGAA
This is a messenger RNA of Musa acuminata subsp. malaccensis (wild Malaysian banana), 1213 nucleotides long. RefSeq names its product zinc transporter 1. Gene Ontology annotation, molecular function: zinc ion transmembrane transporter activity. Gene Ontology annotation, biological process: zinc ion transmembrane transport. Lineage: Eukaryota; Viridiplantae; Streptophyta; Magnoliopsida; Zingiberales; Musaceae. The record is from RefSeq and is a predicted model, not a curated record. Gene Ontology annotation, cellular component: membrane.